AUGAGUAACAAUCUCCAUGUCAUCAUCCAUGAUGGGCAGGUUUAUACCUCUCUCACCGCACACUCCCUUCCCGAUGUCAUACCUCAUGAACCUCCUUGGGAUCCUCGCGAAGACUACGACUGUUCUCCCGAUGAUAGUAAUACACCACUCACUACUUGCUGGGCAUAUGGAACUCGUCGGUUUUCCCUCCUUACAGAGGUAGAUCCAUCGGGAAAGCACAUUCUCCACCAUGAUAUUUGGGCAAAAUGGGUCGACUUAGAGCAGAAACUGCUCUGGUGCCAGGAACAUUUGGGUGCCGGAUUAUUCAUUCCAUGGGGGACUAAACUUCCACAUGCUCCAACUACCUAUGGGUACCAACGGUCGCAUGCAGACACUAGCGUUGCUAAGAAGGUUGCAAUAAGGUUGCAUGAUGCAUUUCUAUUAAUUGCCGCCACCUGCUCAUGGUACAUCAUGAGUCGUCGAUACCAAGGUGCCAAUCAGUGGAUGGCUAUCUUAAAGAGUGACCCCCAACAUCCCAUACCUGCUGAAUGGGUUCUUGAGUUGUCGCACUCAUUCGUUGGAGAUCUGACGACAAAUGUGCCACGUACAGGAGCCUUGAUCUCUUCCAUUCACUGUCCUUGGCAAGUUCAAUUGCCCAUGUUUGAGAAAUUCUCACUUCCGAUUUGGGUCCGCAUUUCUCAGAAUACUUCUGCCGCCGUUGAUUCUACUUUGCAUCAUUAUAUCCCGUCUCCGGCAGCUAUCGCCCAUGGGACCGAGGAAGCCCAAAGGAAGCAGACGCCUGACACUUGGGGUCAGCCGGAUGACAGUGCGUGGGGUCAGCCGGACUAUAGUGCGUGGGGUCGACCAGAGGACAACACUCAGAAUGUCCUUAACUGGGAUGAUAGCGCCCUUGGACAUCAGGAAAAACUAUAUCUCUAUAUAGAGGACCAUCCUCUAUAUAGCCCCGAUAGCACACCACAGCUCUAUACAGUCUAUGGCAAGCUAUCACAGCACUAUAGACCAGUAUAG
This is a messenger RNA of Suillus paluster, 1008 nucleotides long. RefSeq lists its product as uncharacterized. The record is from RefSeq and is a predicted model, not a curated record. Lineage: Eukaryota; Fungi; Basidiomycota; Agaricomycetes; Boletales; Suillaceae. Bases 1 to 1008 code for a protein of 335 amino acids. The transcript has 3 exons.